Messenger RNA from Branchiostoma belcheri (Belcher's lancelet), 2183 nucleotides. RefSeq names its product acetoacetyl-CoA synthetase-like. The transcript has 16 exons. The record is from RefSeq and is a predicted model, not a curated record. Gene Ontology annotation, biological process: lipid metabolic process. Gene Ontology annotation, molecular function: acetoacetate-CoA ligase activity. The coding region runs from base 1 to 1911 and encodes 636 amino acids. Gene Ontology annotation, cellular component: cytosol. NCBI's taxonomy places the organism in Eukaryota, Metazoa, Chordata, Leptocardii, Amphioxiformes, Branchiostomatidae.
AUGACUUUGUCUCGCUUUGCAGAGUGCUACAACGAUCUGUUCAGGUGGUCUAUUGAGAACUAUGCAGAGUUCUGGGAGGAAGUCUGGAUCUUCUGUGACAUCCUCCACUCCAAGAUAUACGACCAGGUGGUGGAUGUGAGUAAGAACAUCGCAGAGAUUCCGCAGUGGUUCCAGGGCUGCCGGAUGAACUAUGCAGAGAACAUGCUGAGAUACAGGGAUGAUAGGGUGGCUAUAUAUGCUGCAGCGGAGGGCAGGGAGGAAGUUGAGAAGAGAACAUUCCGUGAGCUGGCUGAUAACGUGGCCGUGUACGCAGCCGCCAUGAAGAAAAUGGGAGUGAAGAAGGGGGACAGAGUCGUGGGUUAUAUCCCAAACUGCUGUGUGACUAUUGAAGCCAUGUUGGGAGCAGCCAGCAUAGGUGCAGUCUGGAGCUCCACUUCUCCUGACUUUGGAGUGACUGGAGUGCUGGACAGAUUCACACAGAUCCAGCCCAAGUUGAUCUUCUCCGUAGAUGCUGUCAGGUACAAUGGAAAACAACAUGCUCACCUGGAUAAACUACAGAAGGUUGUGGAAGGGCUUCCAGAGUUGGAAAAGGUGGUAAUUAUUCCAUACGUGAACAAGAAAGAAGAUAUAGAUAAAUCAAGCAUUCCAAAAAGCUUGUUUCUGGAUGAGUUCCUUGCCUCUGGGAAGGAUGGAGAUGUCGUCCCACCUCUGGAGUUUGCACCUCUGCCCUUCAACCACCCCCUGUACAUCAUGUACUCAUCAGGCACUACUGGACCUCCCAAAUGUAUGGUGCACUCUGCAGGGGGCACCCUUAUUCAGCACCUGAAGGAACAUGUCAUCCAUGGGAACAUGGACCGGGAUGACAUUAUGCUCUACUACACCACAGCUGGCUGGAUGAUGUGGAACUGGCUCGUGUCCUGUCUAGCUGUGGGGGCUGCAGUAGUACUGUACGACGGAUCACCCCUGGUGCCUACUCCCAACAUCCUCUGGGACCUGGUGGACAAGAUAGGGAUCACCAUGCUGGGUACUGGUGCAAAAUGGCUGACAGUUCUGGAGGAGAAGGGAGUCCACCCCGCCCUGACCCACGACCUGUCCUCCCUCCACACCAUCCUAUCUACUGGCUCUCCCCUCAAGCCUCAGAGCUUUGAGUACGUCUACAGCAAGAUCAAGAAAGACUUGCUGCUUGGGUCUAUCACAGGAGGUACAGAUAUCAUCUCCCUGUUUGCUGGACACAACUGUUCCGCCCCUGUGUACAAGGGGGAGAUCCAGUGUAGAUGUCUGGGGAUGGCAGUGGAGAGCUGGGAUGAGGAAGGCCAGGCAGUGCUUGGUGAAAGUGGGGAGUUAGUGUGCACCAAACCCUUCCCCUCCAUGCCUACUGUCUUCUGGAAUGACCCAGAAGGUUUCAAGUACAAGAAGGCUUACUUUGCCAAGUUCCAGGGUGUUUGGGCCCAUGGAGACUUCUGUGAGAUCAACCCAAAGACUGGAGGUGUUGUCAUGCUGGGAAGAAGUGAUGGGACCCUGAAUCCUAAUGGAGUCAGGUUUGGCAGUGCAGAGAUCUACAAUGUUGUGGAAGAGUUCCCAGAGAUCCAGGACAGUCUGUGUGUCCCCCAGAGGAACAAGUACCACGAGGAGAGGGUGAUCCUGUUCCUGAAGAUGUCUGCCGGCGCCGCCAUGUCCCAGGAGCUUCAGAAGAGAAUACGUGCCGCCAUUCGCACCCAGCUGUCUGCACGGCAUGUCCCGGCUAUCAUCAUGGAGACCAAGGACAUACCUUACACCAUCAGUGGGAAGAAGGUAGAGGUUGCCGUGAAGCGGAUUCUCGCCGGGGAGGACAUCCAACAACGUGGGGCGUACUCCAACCCCGAGUCUCUGGACCUCUACUACCACAUUCCUGAACUACAGGGCAGCUGGUAGGGAGCAACUGAGCAUGGUUCUUCCAACAGGGAAUUCAACACUGACAAUCAAGAUACAGUCAAACCUGUCUAUAUCGACCACUCCGACAAGGGACAACAAAGAAAAUGGUGGCAGUAGACCACAGUAGACAGUAUCGUACUGCUUUUAAAGGGGAAAAUAAUACAAGGGACCACAAAAAGUGGCCACAAUGGCUAUAUAAGGUAAUCCUUAUGUAGAGGUUUGACUGUAAAUGUUUCAAAGCAACUUAUACACAUGUAGGCCUUUGUAAGGGG